Acromyrmex echinatior (Panamanian leafcutter ant) is the source of this 2858-nucleotide messenger RNA. RefSeq lists its product as uncharacterized. The record is from RefSeq and is a predicted model, not a curated record. Lineage: Eukaryota; Metazoa; Arthropoda; Insecta; Hymenoptera; Formicidae. Gene Ontology annotation, molecular function: DNA-binding transcription factor activity, RNA polymerase II-specific; RNA polymerase II cis-regulatory region sequence-specific DNA binding. Gene Ontology annotation, biological process: regulation of DNA-templated transcription.
AUGCCGAGGUCGACGCCACCCACCGCGGUAACAGGUGUUGGUCUGGCCCCGAACUCGUACAAAAUCGAUGGCGAGAGCCAGAUCGGCGUCGGAAGGGGUUUCCCCGCCGAUCCUCCACCCCCUCGGCCGUCAUCCCUCUGCCGGCCUUCCCCCUUGGCAACCUUCGCCAUCCCCUCGAUUAAGGAAGAGGAGAGGGUGGCGCGUAAGAACAGGGGGAGCGAGAACGAGAGGAGCGGGAGAACGCGCCGCAGCCGACGAAGAGAAGCGACGAGAAGGGGGUUGGAAACGCGAGUUACGCAGUUGGGGAGGGAGAGGGAGAGGGAGAGAAAGCUGCACACAAGCGCGGCGGCGAGGACGCAGGCGCCCGGGACGCGGGGCGACACUCGUCGGCGACGCUGCAUUGGCAGUUGCACCCCAGCCACACCCGGUACGAGCCAUGUAGUCGGGCUACCCUCCACCGCGAUACACGGCGGACAAUUGUUGCUUCUGCGCCUACAGGUGGUACAUCUUCGUCUUCGAUCUUCGCGGAGCUCGUCGGUACUCGCGUCCGCCGUCGCCGGGUGCCCGGGGAUACCGUCGUCGUCCUCAUUAUCGUCAUCUUCGUCGUCGUUUUCACCGUUGUCCUCAUCUUCGUCGUCGUCGUCGUCGUCGUCGUCGUUGUCGCCUUCGUUCUCAUCGUUUCUUUCCACGUCACCACCACCGCCGCCGCCGCCGCCGCCGCCGCCGCCGUCGUCGUCGUCGUCGUCGUCGUCAUCGUCGUCGUCGUCGUCGUCGUCGUCGUCGUUGUCAUUGUCGUCGUGACCAUCGAGGUGCUCGUUGUCGUGGUUACGCCUCGUGUAUAUCCGUCCGCUGUGCGAGACUACCGGUAGUCCGCGUAUCCGCCGAACGAACUAUCAUAGACACGUUACGUCGGUGCCUGUCGGGACAAGGGAUCCUGGACAAGGCUUUCGAUCCAAGGAAACGUCGAAAAGGAGAGAAUCAUCGGUGACGCAAGCGGUGUCCGCAGUGAAACCAGGGGGAAGUACCGUAGCUUCGGGCGCGCUCGUCAGCCAACUCGCUUUCGACUGCGACUGUGUGUACACUGUACCGUGUAUAGGUAGCGGGAGCGCGAGAACGAGGGUUGCAAGGGGGUGCGCGCGGGAUUUCCGGGGUCGCGGAGAGGACUAGAGGGAGCUAUCGACCACACACGUAAGGCGGCGGCGGUAGCGCUCGCACACACCGGCGCACACGGAUACACAACAUCGCGGACCUGUUGUCCAACUUGUUGCUCGUCCCUGCGAAGGCACACCCGCCCAUCUCCGGAGUCGAAGGAGAGGUUGUUUUCGAAAAAGGAACUAGUGCCAGUUACGAAGAAUCCAACAAUCGCAUAUUGGAACUUGGAACGCCGCGCUCCAACGAUCGAGCUCCGACUACUCCCAGAAACGCGGACGAAGAAGGUGAGGAUGGAAAUACGGUCAGAGUGAGAAACUCCGAAACUCCGAAGCUCCGAAGAGAGAACGUUCCGACACGAAGAAUUCGAAAUUGGGUUUCAAGCGAGAAAGGAAAGAGGAAAUGUCGUAAAGACGAUUGAUACUAUAUAUUCCCAGAUUGCAUUGCGAUAAGAAUUUCUACCGCCCAAAUAUAUAAUUUUGAACGAGCUUAAUACAGUGUACUACGUUUGAUCGGGAUAUAUAUUAGAUUGUGAACAAAUUUCGAUUCAUCUUACGAGACUUCCGCUCUUUAUGAAUUAAUAAGAGAACAUUGAAGAAGACCAGAAAGCUCCACUCUCAUCUUCAGAGAGUACAAUCCGUACUUUCCUACAAUCUGAAGGAAACUUUAAUGACGCGCGCUGGCUAAUUCAGAGGACCAACUCCUUAUAGAAAUUCAACUAUUCGUAUCAAAGCUCACAAAGUUGUUUACAAAGUUGUAAACAUCAGAGCGUCGGUUCGAGCUUCGUCGGGUAGCAUUCGCAUUUGACGAAAACGAACGGAGCGGUUGCCAAUAAAGUAGCGGACAAUCACAUCUCUCGAUUUCGAUAAUCAAACGAGAUUUUCCCUCAUCCUGAAGAAAACUCGCGUACAUUGUUCACAGUCAAUUUGCAGAGAAGACAGAGUUCCAGAUUGUGUUGCGAUGAGGAUAUUAUUAUCGGGACGUCCCGGGGCAACGACGUCAUCGGGAAUCGGCGUGACGAGAUACCAUCUGGAACAGCCGGGCGAAUGAAGAGUUCGCGAGUGAAUCUCGCGGAACCAGAGCGACGGAAGCCCCGACGUGGAUUCGCGCAUUCCCGGCGACGCAUGUAUUGCCGGAGGCAGUGCAGGAUAACGAACCUACGGCGGUGAAGCGGAGGAAGAGAAAAAGGGAGAGAACGGAAGAGAGAAGAGGAGGGAAGAGAGUUUAGCUAGAUGGGUAAAACGCGCACGUAGACGUAUGCGUGCGUUUUGCGAAACGACGAGAUACUAGGCGGGCAUGAGACCGACGCCGUAAAGCAUGUAAAUCUUCCACCCGUGAAUAUACAACGAAAGCAAUACUACAAACAAGAGUCCUAUUGAAUAAUCGUGCAACGACGUCUAGAAUUAAAUCAAGCGAUAUCGCCAAGAUAGCCAUCUCGAGCUGAGCGUUUCAUCUUUCCUAAGAAGAGAAUCGUUUUCGCUCAUCUUUGCUACUGAAAGGAAUUUUGAAUAGAAGGAACUUUAAUUGGGACAGUCUGCCGUUGAUUAGAUCGAUACGAAACGACCAUGUCGUGUCUCAGGAUAUCUUAGAGAAAGUGUAAAGAGUGGGAUGAACAGCUGAAGCUUCGAUUGAGAGAUCGUGCCUGGUAAAAUCUCCGCGUUAAUGAAUUAAGAAAGAUAAACUUGACAUUUUCGUGAAAACGGGAACGA